Molecule: messenger RNA, 672 nt
Organism: Aspergillus tanneri
Lineage: Eukaryota; Fungi; Ascomycota; Eurotiomycetes; Eurotiales; Aspergillaceae
Gene: ARI1
Product: terpene cyclase
Exons: 3
Coding region: 1-672 (223 amino acids)
Source: RefSeq, a predicted model, not a curated record
AUGGCAGCAGUCAUCAGUUAUCAGCCAAACCUUGCCUACCCUGUCCACAAUGAUGCUGGCGUAGAAAGCCCACCUCCGAGUCCUACUGGAAAGGCAGAUGUCCCACUUGCAUCACGAUUUAAAGUCCGAUGCCAUCCUCUCGAGCCAGAAGUAACCAACCAAGUCAACGAGUACUUCCUUACACAUUGGCCUUUCAAGGAUGACAAGGCGAAGAAGAAGUUCGUGGGCGCUGGGUUCUCGUAUGUGACCUGCCUGUACUUUCCCAUGGCCAAGGACGACCGCAUCCAGUUCGCCUGCAAGCUCUUGACCCUGCUCUUUCUCAUAGAUGAUCUCCUCGAAGACAUGUCGUUCAAGGAUGGCUCAGCCUAUAACGAGAAGCUUAUCCCCAUUGCUCGAGGAGAUGUCCUCCCUGACCGAAAGGUCCCGGCUGAAUGGAUCAUGUACUACCUGUGGGAAAGUAUGCGGACCCAUGACCGAGAUCUCGCCGAUGGGAUUCUCGAGCCCACGUUCACCUUUAUGAGGGCGCAGACGGAUAAAUCGCGCUUGACGAUCAAGGAGAUGGGCCCCUAUCUCACGUAUCGUGAGAAGGAUGUUGGCAAAGCAGAGGCCAAGCUACUAUGCAAAUUCAUCUCGUACCGAGCAGAGCCAGCUCAAAUAGGAGUCACCUCAUAA